GUCAAAUAGGACGGAACCCGUCGGCCUUCAACUAUUACUUCUAAGAUGCAACUUCUCCUGUAAAAAUAAUUGGCGAACAAGAACAACAUGAUAACAUCUACAUCACGAUAAAAGAAGGAGAAGACUCGUAAGACGAUCACGAUGUUGAAUACAACGAGCAACACAAAUCUUCGUGUCGUUGACGCGACUAAAAGGGACGAUCCCGGAUCGCGGAAAAACUCGUACCCUUUAGGCAUCAAGGAAGAGGAUCCAAGAGGUGAUUAUGGUGGAGAGCGAGAAGAUGCACAACUACGAGAUCCUCAUGUUCAUGCGACAGUCGUAGCACCAGUGCUAGGGAUGUUGCGUCAAGUACAAGAAGACAAGAGCGUUCUUCGUGCGCCUGCAGCUCAGGCAAGACAACAUCAACACCUAAAGAAUGAACAGGAAGACUCAGUCCAGCAACAUUUGUUCGACAAUGCUACUGCUGAGAAAGGAGCUAUGAAGAUUAAUGACACAGUAGUUGCAGGUAGUACUAGCAGAUCUCGCUCUUCGUCACUCCUAGGAGCCUCAAGAAAUUGGAAUUUUACAGCCAUUGACUUCGCGAAGAGACCUAUUUGGACACCGACAUCGUCAUCUGGUAUGCCCUCUUCAAUAAAUGGCAGCGAUAUCAAGGCGACAACAGUGGAUGGAAAGACGCCAGCAGCUAGUUUGAAAAAAUCACCCGUGGCACAGGAGACGAGAACCUCGCAACUUCCGAUUCCCUCUACUCUCAAAAGGUCGAUGGGUAAGAACACUACAGUACCAGUAAGGAAUUCUUCCCCGGGUUCUUCUUCGAUGAAGCACGUUGUUCUUGCUGGAAGUAAUGGUAAGGCGAGUAUUAAAAGUACAGCAGGAGGUACAGGAGCUUCUUCUGCGGCUAGUGGGCGUUCUGGAGGUACAACGAUGAUCUCGCGAGCCGGCGUCGUGCCUGCUGCUUUCGCACCACCACGACGUUCGUUGUCAACCGGGCGCCUUGGUGGUGUAGUACGUGGUGCUAACCGUGCCGUUCAAAACAGUCCUGCAACGACCGUUGUGCACGCGUCAAAUGCAAACACCACCACGACGAGCACAACAACGUUGUUGAACAGCACUAAUACUAAACCGUUUAUAUAUCGCGGAAGCUUGAAAAUGAACGGUUGUAGUACUACAGGAGGUCCAGCUGCUGCUAGUACUCAAGCACAAAAUCCUCCUCGCGCGACUACUCCAGGAAUAACAAGAGCACCCGCACAAGCUGCAACCCAACAAACUGGUGGUCGUUUCCAGCUCCUGCGCACUGCCGUCAAUUUGAGUCGAUCGUGCACUCCAAUGGCGAUGACAGGAACAACUUCUAGGCUCAGCAACAUUCAAGAGCAGGAGAUGAACAAAACUUACGCUAACUACAGGACGGCUGCGAGUGUCAUGGCUUUGGGCGCUGGACCUGGAAGUUCUUCUUUUCGCAGCACUAGCAAUAGAGGAGGUCCAGGACAUCACCACCUUGUAGCGCAUCAUGAUAAACUUCCGCAGAACUUGCACGAGCCACGUAGUAAACGGCCAAGUCCCAUGUCACCACCUAUGCAUGUGAUGACGCCUGGGUCUCCACCAACAGGAACACACUGCUCGUCAACCACGUCAGCCGCGCAGAAGAUCUUACAAGCAACCAGGGACGUUCUGAACAACAGUGCGAAAAAAGACAAGCCCUCUAGCAAAGGUGGACAACAUGCUGGUCUGGGAAUUCCAGAAGAUGACCUGCUUCAACAACAGGUAGAAGCUCUUGCUCAGGAGAAUGCCGCAACGAGUUCAUCCCACGGUCUUCUUCUUGGCAACUCAGCAUCUCCUAGUAGCGCAUCCGCAAAAAAUCCAUCUGGUGUGGUUAGUACAGCAUCCACAUUAUUACGUCGUAGACGAAGUCCGUUGCACCAGCAGGAGCAACUGCACACUCCUGUGCUCCAGAGCUCUGCCUCUUCCCGGACAUUGAUACCUGCAUCUACUGGGGGUAGUAAUCGGAAACCGAAGACUGCUGCAAGUAGGAGUUUUACUUUUUUCUACUCCAUGGUCCUCUCAUCUGUGCUACUCACACGACUUUGAUGUUGUAAGAUCAACAUAGAGCAACAAAAAUUUGUUUGCUGGGAAUCCACUAUGAUGAACAGAAACAGUCAUGACCUUCCUCCCUCAGGUGCAGGUUCUGAAGCUCCACCUGGAGCAUCAGCGACUUUCGCCGCCCAUAAAGCGACAACGACAGCCUCAAAAUCGAUCGGGGCAAGCAAAAAAAAGCAAGCUUCCACGUCUAGUACUGCAGGACCUGCGUCGAAGGUAAUAUCGAAAUCGGAACAGCACCAACGUCCGGCUACUAACAAAAGCAGAAGGAGCACGACCAGUCGGUCACCAACACCCAAUCUGGAUCGAUCAAAAUACGUUGUGACGAGAGCCGGUGCAAUUCACAAACCUCCUCAAACGAAAACAAUCAUCAUGGGCCAGAAAAACAAGCACUACGAUAGCCAACGACAUCACGACAGCACAUCACAACUCGAAGGCGUCCCGGAACAAGCUCAGGAUGAACAAAGCGAAACCACUGCUCAUGCUCUGGACGUUACUGAUCAUUUGUUGACAACGCCGCAACCGCAGGCUCAUGUUCAGGAGGGAGAAGGAGGAUCUUGGAAAUCGUAUCUAUAUCACGAGCUAGUUUCAUUAUAUAUAUUCAACAUCAUGUUUUAGUUUUCUUCGCAUUGCUGCAAGCACCAGCGCAAGGGGCGGCAACUAGCCCUUUUUUGUUGAGACACUAGGUCCUAAUCGUCCCAUCUUUUUCCUACGCGCACAAUAAUAACUUUUAUGUUGUCGACGUAACAUCAACAUCGUCUAGAAAUUCAACUGCAUCACAGAUUUCAAGAGGCUUUUGAGAGCAAGUUGGCAGCGGCACGAAAAGCAUCCAAAGAAACAGCGCAUCAAGAAGUUAUGGAGACGUAUGUGCCAGAUGAAACACGGAAACUACACAAUCUUCCGUAUUCAUGGACAGUACCAAGCUUUAUCGUUCCCCUUUAGUUCUAAUCGCUAGGCCCACGAAAUUAGCGUUGUCACCUCUCCAGCUGAGGCCGAUCAGUCCUUCAGUGGCCACGACUAUUUCGGAGCUCGCGCUCCUGCAGCGACCAAAGAAACAGCGACGACCAAGGACACGACCACAGGUCAUCAUCUGGGAGCAAGUUGUAGUGCUAUGGAGGUGGACGAAGUAGACAAUGAGGGUCACCAGCAAAAAGAAGAUCAUGUUCUUGCAGGGACUGGAAAUCCUGUUCAACAUGAUGACCUUUUUUGUGUUGAACCACAAAUCGUCGAAGAUGCUGUUGCUGAAGCACAAGAAGCGGAGCAAAAUUCUUACUCUACUUCAAGUGAAUCGAAGACCGCAGGUGGUGGCUGUUCACCUGUCUCUGCUAAGAUCGUUGGUCCUCUCGCUGAUGUCGAAAACAACGCAGUCGAAGCACUACUCGAUGAGCAUCUUCUACUUCAUGUUGAUAGAAGAACUCAGGAACAACAAGAGCAAGACAACUACAAAAAUCCACCUGUGGUGGAUGAAAAUGUUCUUGUAGAAACUACUCAUCAUCAUGUUGAAGAUCAAGAAGUGGGAGAACUACAAGACGAAGACAGAGUGAAAGCAGAAGAAGAAGAACUCCAAGAUGAUCGUCAACCAGUAGAAGAUGCUCUACCCGGAUGCUCUAUUCGGAGUGACUCGUCUGUGUCCUCCGCACAUGCGUUUUUUCAGAAUACUUACGAGCAAACAUUGGAUCUGCCUCGUCCCCAAGUUGUGUCUGCGCUGGAUCUCAGUAGAGCGAAGCCAGCGUCUGCAGUGUCUCCAGCAUGGUGUCCUGCGAACCUGGAUUUAGCUGGCAGUAGCCAAGCCACAGUGGCACCUAGGAUGCUAUGUCUAGUAGAGGUAGUCCCGCUUGAUGCGAAGGAGCUGAGCAAACGUCAAAUACAUGAUAGUCAGGAUUGCAGUUCGGCUUCAAGUAGCGAGGAUUCAUCAUCAUCUUCAAAAGAAGUUGAAGAAGGCGUAAACGGCGCGAGUCCUACUUCUUUAGAUGAAGUAUGGGAAUAUUCGUAGUUACCGGACUCACUUUAGAGCAUAAGAUAGUCUCACUUUGUGCCAUUUCGAAGGGAAAUGGCUGCCAUGGAUCUAGACCCACAAUGGGUUGUUGAUAGACCGCGCGACACCGUUGAAAGUGGGACCAUAGAUGGAAACGGCUUGGAAGUAAGCGAGUUUCGCUCGCCGCUAUGGUUAUGUCUAGAUAGGCUUCGCCUAGCGACACCAUUAGGAUUGACUUAUGUCUGCGCAUUGGUCAUGGAAGUCUUUGAGAGCGUUGCGGAGGAUAUCCGAUCCUACGCCAGACGUGGCCUGCAGUUGGAUGUAGCAGCCGCGCCUUGCGGGUGCGAAUCUGUUGGAAUGUCAGAAGACAGGACCUUGCUGCCGCAGCGAGUAUAGCAAGGACGCUUGCUCUGGUGCGUGAUGGAAGGCAGUAUCUGGGGUGGCAGUACAGGGAGCCUUACGGACUUGUCUGUCUGUUGACUGGCCAGGCUUCGAGUGCUCUUCGAGCACUAGCCUCAUGUGGGUUAGGUGUCUAGCGUUAGCACAAUGACACAGUAUCAUCCUUCCUUCGGUUGGAUCUUGGUAUAGUUUGCAUGAUGUGAUGCUUUUCAGGUGUUGCAUUAUGUGACCGGACAGCACAUUCACGAGGUGGGUGCUGACGCGGUGCUGCGAAGGAGGGGCAGCACCGACCUGGCCCGAGGUGUCCAACGGGUGCGUCCAUCCGCUGCGCGGGUGGGCGGAUGGAGGAUCUGCGAUCUCUCCUUGACUAUCUUGACUUCAAUGCACUACAUAACGAGAUCAUGGCAUUCGCCUGGUGUAAGUAGACUGUGCAGGAACUGGUGACAAGUCAGAUGCUUCUGGUGAUGGAGCUGCAAGGCAACUCACGUUGUUGCAGUGACUCUCACGCGGGAGGAGCGUUCUAGGAAAGCAGCGAUGUUCAAUGUGAAAGAUAGUGAGACUAUCUUAUCUUGUUCUGAGUAUGGUAAAGGCGUGAUUUCUACUAGUUGGGGGCUGUUCCGGGGUCCGAUUUCCCGAAGAAAAAUACAUUUGACAUGAUCACAAUCGAGAAGAAGAACAGUUCCUAGUCAAGUCUAAACUUGAAACACAAAGGGAGUUAGCGUGAGCCUUCAUAUGGCUUUGAUCCUGCAAGGGAUCGAAGACCUGAACUAAGGAAGGAAUGAAAACGCGCUCUGCAAGUCGUUCCGACUGAAUGAACAGCAAGAAUGAAAAUGGAAAUGCAAGGGUGAAGAUCUCUCCUUCGGAAAGAAUGCAGGACUGUAAAAUUUAAAUUGACGAUCAACGGCGUGUGAGAAUAGGUGACGGCUUCAGCAGUGUGUCCGUGAGAAAGCGAGCUUCAAUUUUGGCACUUCGUGCUACUGCAUGAACUGAAGAUGGAUCUUUCUGCGUAAACGACGAUGGAUGUUUGUGCAAGGCUGUGAACAAGUUAGGAAACUGCGUUUCUACAUUUUUCCGAGCUUUCAGCUUCAUCAUACCCGUGAUUACUGAAUAUCAAGUAAGGACGAAUCAGCAAAUCUUAUCAUCUUCCAAUCUUUAUCAACCCCAGGGAGAGUCUGACUACGGAAAAGUCCUUAUUCUAAGGCAACCACGAACGAUCUCCGAUCGUGCUAAUCAAGUUUGUAAAAAUCUUUGUUGAGAUAUCAUCUCUUCAAACUACAAGAUGGGUGGAAAAUCCGGACAAUACGGUGACGGCAAACCCAGCCGGUCUUCCUCGAAGACGGUUCGGAAAUCCGACGACCACAAGGAUAAUGCCCAAUGGCAUGCCCGCAACCACAGUCAAGGGAAAGGAGACGGGUCGUUGUAUAAGGAGAGACGACAAGACCGUGAGAACCAGCGAAGCGAGUCUCACGGAAAGAACAGGAGCACUUCGAGCUCCUACAACGAGCCGCAUCGUGGCCGAGACCGCGGCUACAACCAGUCGUAUCGCUCCGGCAGCGGUUCGAACUACCCGACAUCCGGAGGUACUACGUACCCGCCAGAUGAGCGAGCAGCGCUCUUGGCUCAACCCGGAGCGAUGGGAGAUGACGGCAGCGGCCCUGAUCCAUAUAUCCAUGGAUAUUCGCGAGAUCAGUGGAAACGCUGGAACCGCGAAAAGGCGGACAAGUGUAAAGCCGUCACUACAGCGGCACAACCACAGGGUCCACCGACUCUGGAAGCACCACCUCCGGCUGUUGCUCCCGCAGCGGCGGAUGUGAUGAUGCUCGAUGAGCAAACGAAGGUCACGGCGGCGGUGGAGAUGGAAGGUAUUUCCCCGAAGUACGUACCGCAAACGAUGGACCCGAAUGUGGAGGAUAAUACCGCAUGUCAGUGGGGAUGGAAGAACUCGCGUUCUGCGGAGGAAAUGGACCAGGAUGAUGAUUUCUUCCUGAGUCCGGCCAGAGACGAAGAACGCGCGAAGGUGGCGAUUCGACCAGAAAACCUCAAAGUCGUCUAUGUGGACAAUACUGUCCUCAACAACAUCUUCAAUCAGGAGUUGCAAGUUUCGCUGCAUCCACAUUUCGCGCAGAAGACCUGGCGCCGUGCCAGUGCAACGAAGAUUCGCGAAAGUUUCGUGAAAGGUGAGCUACUAGUCUUCUUCGAAGAAGGUCGGCUGACUGAUGAAGAAUUCAAGAAGUUACCGCUCACGCCGGCGCUACCAGGAGUGGAUCCGGAUGAUUCCACGCCGCAGAUGCUUAAUCAACUUUUCCAAGUUGGUUAUUGCAAAACCGUACUUCAAGUUGGAUUUUAGAAUGAUAGUCAAUACAAGUUUUACAAGCUCUGCUCCGUGGAGUUUCUGGUGUAAUGAUAGUUGGAAUCGAAACGGCACAAGACGCGAAAAUGAAACAUUUAGAAGUACAAAAUUUUCUUCCGGAAAAAAGAACUACCAUGACCUAUUGAUCCUAAGGAGUCAUGUUUUCACUGAACCUUACAGGCGGCGCUUGACAAGAACCUAGCGACCUACUUGGCGGACGACAGUUUGACUGAUACUCUGUUGGGUCAAUUCUUGGCCCUGGGACCGGGUAAGCCGCAACUUCAAGUAACGGCUCCGAGCGCAAUGAGCACGUUAGUGGAGCACAGGUCCAAUGAGUCCCUCACGGACCUGCUGUGGCAGUGCUACAAUGCGGGAGCUAAAGCGGAUCUCCUUUUUGCGCUAGCCAUGAGCGAGUUGGGGAUGCGGUUCCCUGGACUGGUUUCACUCGACCAGAUCUACGAUGUGGUGUAUUCGGACUCUACGAUCCGUGAGCAGAUUUACGGCGGACCAUACAAGCAGGUGACUACGUACUACCAGAAGAUUUGUGAAGUGCGGGAACUGCGUAAGGUUCAAGGGUCGAAGAACCCUAUGGCAGCACUAACCAAGGCAGAUAAGAAGGCGCUACACCGGUUGCAGGGAUUGAAAGGCGAAAAUCGCACCGCGAUUUUGCAAUCGUUGCUCGAUGAAGACGAGCUGAGCCUGGUACUACCAGUGCAGCGCCAACACCAGAUGAAAGCCGAGGUCUCGAAUAAAUCAACACCGGGCGCUUCCAGCUCCGGAACCCAAAUGAAUUCGGCAGCCACGACCUCCACUACAGUGGUGCCUAUGGCAACGGAAGUCCAGACGACGCGUUUGGUUUUGCCAGGUGUAGUCUCCGCUACGUCGAAAGCCACUCCGGCCGUCGGUCCGCAUCCCGCAAGCUUCGCAGGAGGUUUUGCGCGCUUUGUUUUAGAUCAUCCAAGUACUAAUCCUGAUAACAAUUUUGGACCUACAUCUUCUGCAGUAAAACGUUGUUCAUCACCUGAACCAGUUGAACGGACUUCGUCUGCAUCUGUGGAUACUCUUUGCAAUAGUCGAUUACCAUUUUUCUCACCAAUUUCGCAAUCGGUUUCCAGCCGAGAAACCAUAUUCACAUCGCCGAAGUCACGCAAAUCCAUCCAACUUUCAGUUGCUGAGGAGGACGAGAAGCAGGCGGCUGAAGAAAACAAGGAUACUGUUGCGGCUGCGUCAUCCGACGGACGAUCAGUCGGUGGCGUUGGUGGACCAUGUGGAUCUGGACGCUCGACCUCAGGAGGAAGAAGGGGACACUGUGUUGUCUGGACGCGAAUCAACAAUGAGUCGCUCGGCGCCGCAAGUUCAAAACGUUUUCACCGAGGAUGUGCGACGCUUAUCCGAUUCUGCGCUUACAGCACAGAUUCGUCUCAUGGAGCUCAGCCAAGAGUUGGCACGGCGUAAACUACAAGCCACGAGCUCAAGUUCAACGGUGCGUGCAACUGCUCCCGCAGCUAGCUCCUCUCCAAGCGUUCCGGCAGCCGCUACCAGUUCUAUGAAUUUGAGUGGAAGCUAAAGGGUGUGCACCUUCGUGGUGAUGUCAGACGGGACGAGAAGACUUAUUGUUUUAGGCACUGCAUUCGGCAGGCUCAUAACAACGUUUGAGAAGGGCAUAGAUGGCAGUUUAUCGCUGAGUCUUUGCAACCCUGUCUGAGAACGAACUUCCCCAUCCCAUGCCUUAUCUUUGUUACGUUAGCAGUUUUUUCUAGACCGUGAAAUGAAUCAAGGAGGAGAAGGGAAGAAACACAUAGGGCCAAUCGAGGUUCUGCGCCGAUGGUGCGAAAUUGAAGCUGAAGCUGAAAGAGUGAGGUGUUCAACUAAGAAUGAACUAUCAUCGAUGGAUUCAUGUUAAUCGGUAUGCUGUUGCUUCGCCAGCAUGGUGUUUUAUGGACAGCACAGUAGCGAGGCGGGUGCUGACACUUCAUCGCGAUGGUGGGGCGAUGUUGAACACCGAACAAGAAAGUAGAGCAAGCCGCUGGUUGUUCCCUUGUCGUAGGGCUUCCGGAAAUGUUUGCCAUGGUUGUAAAGCUUGGCGCUGCCUCUUGUAGGUUGCUGAGUUUAUGCAUCUAGGGUGUUAUACUGGAUUUCUGGAUGAUGCCUUGUUGUAGGUCUUCCAGGCGGUUCUGUUCGGUUCUAGCUGGUGUGAGUUCAAUGAGAGUAGGUUUAGGAUUUUUUCUUUUGUCUUUGUGGACACAACGAAGAGCGAAAGAGAGGAGGUUAGAACGGUAGAUGGUUUUUUCCGUCAUUUAGGGCAAUAGGCCGAGGCCAGCGAAUGGAAAGCUGCGAUCCUCGUUGAUCAUGAUCGUUUCUUUUUACGGUAGGACUAGUUGUGAUUUCUCCAUCUAGGGCCCUAGGCCAAUGCGGUGCUUCAGUUUUUUCGACUGGACGACAAAUAGUACAUGUUACAUCUGCUUAUUCUUUGCGGUUUCUGUUUCAUCCCAAAAUACACCACCCUAGGAGAGAGAGGUUAGAAAGCGAUAGCGGGUGGUUCCCACAACUACAGGAUGACUACUCUGACUGCUCCUCCUCGUGCGACCGCUGUAUGCGGUUACGGUUUAUCGACCUUCUUGGUCGCCUCUGCCUUCCUAUCGGGGUUGGUAAGCGUAAGCAACAUGUCGCGGACACCCGUGCCGGUUUCAUCGCCACCACCACCACCGCCACCUCCUGGAGCUCACCAUCACCCUGGAGACAAGUGCGACGACUGGGAUUCGGAUUACGGCUGGUUUGCGUUAGCCCGGUCCGGUUUCCUCGACGCGGUUUCCGUGGCACUGAGUUACCUCAGUUUGCUACUCGCUCUUGCAGUGAUGGCCUAUGAGAUGUACAGUCACUACCAAGGCAUCACCGAGAAGGACCCUUCGGCUCCAGUCCCGGUUUCGGUUUCGGGUCAGGAUUCCAAAAGAGCGCCUUUCUUGGCUUCUUCCUUUUUAGGCUCUGGCUCCUUUGACAAAGCGCUCCAGCCGUGGGAGCAGAGUGCAUUCUGUGAAUCUGCUGCGAACGAAGGUACUAGCAGGUUGCGCAAGACAGUAGAAGACAAUUUAGACCUUGCGGGUUUUAGAAUUGUUCGUUGUUGUCCAGUGGUAGAUACAGUGACGCGCUCCAGUGGUAUAGGACUUUGUAUUGAAAAGAUGGGGGCGAAUUUUCCCACGAACACACUUGAGAGAUAUACGGUAGCAUUUGACAUUCACACUUACCUUGAUAGCGUCAAGUUUGAGGGUGUAAAGAGUGUAUUAGCUAGACCGGUUGCAGGAAGGUUGUAUGAAGCGGCGCUAAUGACAGUUGACAACUCCAAGUCCCAAGACGGGGGCGUGCUUUCUAAAAUGCACGCCUCAGCGGUGAGGUUGGAAACAAAGUCUAUUGCAGAUUCUCUGGCAUCCAGGCAGGCAUUGGAUCGAUUGCGGCUGGAACGCCUUCAGUCGCCGACUCAUGGCUGGCAAGCAGUCGUGAAUGGGGCACACAAAUCCGGCGAUAACGUCGCGGAUUCUGUGGUGGAGUCAGUUGAGGCAGAAGCGCGGAGGUAUCCGAAUUUAUCUCGGGACUUCCUCUGUGCUGCCUGCUUGAUGGUAUUUCGGGAGCAAUUCACCAAACAAACAAUGCGGCCUUCGGCCUAUUGUGGUGCAGGAAGAGUUGGAAGCUCAGCUCUAUCGGUUGCAGCCGUCUGGGACUACGGGAGUGGAAGUAGGAGUAUAUUGCCAGAAGUUUCGAAAUAAGUUCCAAGAGCUAAUGAGCGAGCGAGCCACGCAGCACUCUGGUCAAGUUUUCACGACGAGAGACAGAGUGGGGACAUCGCAAGAACUAAAGCGGUUUGUAAGAGGUCUACUCCGAUCUCUCCCGUUUGAUUAUACCGAUUCAUUCGAGGAGAGUCUCAUCAACCAGGGAGGUGUGGAGAAUGCCACCAUCGAUAUGGUGGUCGAAUAUUGUGUAGCUCGGGCUGACGUCAAGGCUACAUACUAUGAGUCACGGCGCUAUGACUAUAAUAUCAAUCGACAUGCGAGGAAGCCUCUCCAGCAAAUGCAGAUAAGCUCUGAGGAGAGUCCUCCGGACAAUCCUAUGAAUGCUGCAGGGUUUUACCCGAAAGAAGAUCGUAGUGCGCAAUUUAUCACUUGUGAUCCGGUGGAGGAGCACACCGAUAAGGGAGGCAAGAAGUGGCUUUUAUGUGGUGAUCCGAAUCACAUGAGAGGGAUGCACUAUGCCUGUGUGGCCCAUGUAGAUUGGACAAAGGAGCCCCGGGUGUGCAGCUUUCCCGCAUGUAAUGGUCGUCGACAUCCUGUCGAUCGUUCUGGUCAACUCUGCUGCCCAAACUUAUUAGCAAGGCAAGCAGGCCGGGUCCUGAAACGAGGACCAAAGACGCGAGUAGUGUAUUGUGAUGUCCUUGUGGAUGAGAAAGGAAGGCCGCAUCACCCUAGUUUUUCGAAGCCGCAGUUUCAAGCAGGGCUCGCCGCCGAGCUAGCCGAGGUAAAAGCAAGUGGCGCGGAUCCUUUGUGUAAAUUUGUUUCGCCUACGGAAGCACAACAAUUUCACCCGCCGCCGUGGGUAAAGUCGAAGAAGCUCAAUCCAAAUCGUGGAGUACAAAAGCCAAGUGACAAGAUGCGGAAAGGCACCGGGAAAGGUGUGAAAGGGACAGGCAAGGGCAAAGGUUCUGGAAAAGGUGGGCGACUGAAUUCUAUGAGCAAUGAUUCAGGGGAUGACUUGUCUCUGCAGAAUCAAUGAGCAUGAGACUGGUCCCUCGAUCGAUGCAUCGCUCUGGAAUGAUGUCCAAUUAACUGCAACGGUAGGGAAUCGAAUGGAAGUGCCGGAACCAUCUUGGGCUGGCGACUCGGUGAGGGAUUUUGUGUGGAUAUGGAGCCAACUAUUUGUUAUUUUGUGGAUGGUGUGCAAAGUAUUGGAGCAGGGGGUUUGCUAUCUGAGAGGCACGCCAACGGCGUUGCCUCGACUGAUAUCAAGGGCCCAGUUACGCUUCCAGCGUGACCACGGUAUUGUUUCAAUGAUGAAUUCAGCGUGGGAGGCAACAAAGCAAGAAGCCAAGCGACCACGCCGAGCGCCAGUGUAUAUCGCUGGGUUUCUCGGCCGGGACAUGCCAGUACCCCUAUACUUGGAUCCGGGGGCGUGGUUGGGCUACGACGUGAUUGACAAGUCAAGCUACGAGAGGCUGCGUGGUAAGAGAGAGCUCGAAGCGGUGGCCUCGCCACCAUUUAGCUGCAAGCCGGUGGAAAUCUCUUUUGGAAGAAAAAAGUUUUCGCAUACCGCAAAUCGAGAGUGUGUGUUAUGUUUUAAGAUUGCUACGCGAUCUGGAAAAUAUCUGGACCUUAAGCGGAAGUUUCUGAUUGUGGACGGAUUAAACACCCCGGGAUGUAUCAUUGCAGGCGAUACAGCGGUAUACGAUUUGGGAAUUAAUUGCAACCCACUUAGCAAAGGGAAUAAAUGGGUUGAGCUCCUUGGAGAAGAGGUCCCCACUGUAGAGUUCAAUACUUCCACCAACAAACCGACUAUCAAUGCGAUGACGCGCCUGGCGUACGUAGCGGCUUUCGCCUCCAUUACAGCAACUCUUCGCUGUCCGCCGAUUAAUCAUCCGAAUACGAUGGCCGUGGUGCAGCCAAGUUUGAAAGCUGCAAGAGAUGGAAUUUCGUUCCUUCCAGUUUUAUUCGAGGCCUCUGAUACUGAAGAAACCGAGCACGUGGUGGAAAUUUUUAAUCAUAGACCGAAGGCGCGGAGUGUCGCGCUGACGCGAGAGCAUGUCAAAAUCCAGCCGUUGGAACCAGUAACAAAAGAAACCCUGGUGAGUAACAGUAUGACUGUAGCUCAAACCCCUGGAGGUUUUACGCCACAGCCAGGGGGCGAGGGUGUUAUACAUAGGGAUACUCAACACCCUCAAUCGCAGGACAACCCAGCUUCUCCGAAAAUUUCUUCAAAAAUUCAAAAUAACCGCUGGGAUCCGUUCAGCGGGUGGAAAUCGUGUAUGACCUUUGCGGCCCUGAUCACCGAUCUGGGUCUGUGGGAUAUCGUGGGCAAGCAUGGAUUGCUCGCUGGGGGCGAGCCCUCCUUGAUGAAAGUAAAUAGCACGGACUAUGAUCCUGGCAUGGCAGCACUGGGCAGCCGAGUAUGCGCAGAUGUGUGGCGUCUCGGGGGAACCUUUGCGGAUGAGUCCUCUGAAAUUUCGGAUUGGGACCGCGAAGUGCAUAACUUUGUGGAUCCGCCGGUGGACCUCCCUAAUGUAAGAUGGGAAUGGUGCAAGUGGAUGAAAAGUCAGCAGCGAGAAGCUGGCACAAGGGAGCUUCGAGGGACGGCAGCCGCAGCCGCGACGAAUAAAACGCAUGUCUUCUCUGAAGAACUUCCUGAAGCAAGGGAUACUGCCCACAUGGGAGCCCUGUUCCAGGAGUGGGAGAGCGUGUGUCAGAUCCAGGGUAUAGUGAAUAUGGCAAAGUAUAAGAAUAAGUCCAAGCCAAAGAAUUUCGAGGACCUUGAGAAGGAAGUUGACGACCGAACGGCAAAACGGGCGAGGAAUCAAAAGUGGCAGGUGCCAAGCGAAGAAUGGUCUGCGAAUGUGAUGAAAGUGUUUUCGGCACAGUUACAGGGUUACGGCCAUCUCUCGCAGGAUCAGAGGGAUAAGCUUCUGAUGGUGAUUCGGGAUAAUGCGCACUAUUUCUACGAUGAAGGAUGUCCCUUCCCUAGUCUGAAGACUGUGUGCCAUUUCGACUACAAUCCGAAUCGAGUGACCCAUCGAAGCCUGCCGCAUCCGUUGCAGUUGAGUGCGUAUGGGAAGCGGUGUCUGGAUUUCCUGUUUCAAACGCAGCUGGAUGACGGCUUGUUUGAAAAGUGGGAUGGGACUGACAGCACGCGACCAAUUUUCUGCAGUCCUGCUUUUUUGGCUCCACGGAAGAACUCGGUUAUCGGCCGGAUCGUGGUGGACUAUCGUAAGUGUAACGAAGCGCUAACUCCGAUAGCGCUUCCGGCACCGAAUCAGGAGAAGAUUUUCCAUAAUCUGAAAGGGAAAAAGCUAUAUUUCGGAUCGGAUUUGUCGCUGGCAUAUAACCUAGCAAAGCUAGACAAGCAAACGCAGCGACUUUUGGCGGUUGUGACGCAUGCUGGGGUAUAUUUGCCCACACGUCUGACGUUAGGACCGAGUCCGGCCCCGGGUUGGUUUCAGGCUCAGACUGAGGCUGCGUUCGGACACUUAAGCGAAGUGUUCAUCGAUGAUAUCGGGUUCGGUGAGGAUGACUUAGACGUGUUCAUCCAUCGGAUGAUUGGCGUCUUUGAAGCCUGUGAAUCCAGUGGAGCACGAUUGUCGUUAACCAAGACGCUCAUUGGUGCCGACAAAAUCGAAGCUCUAGGUCAUAUUGUCGAUGAACAGGGAAUGCACCCGAGUCCGGCGAAAUUGUUUCAGAUUGAAAGUUGGCCGCUACCGACGAACCGGGAGGACUUGGUCUCGUUUGUGCAUGUCGUGCGCUAUCUGCAGUGUUAUACCAGCGAGUUGCAGAAUGUGGCUGCGCCACUAAAGGACUAUGAGUUAAAGAAGCGGCCGUUCGCCGAGUUUCACUCGGACGAAGCGGCGGUCGCAGCCUUUGAGGCGUUGAAGAAAGUCGUCUCAAGGAAUGCGGUGUUGAUCAAGCCCGACUAUGACGCGGCGAAUACUUGGCGAAGACCGUUUGAAGUAUUCACCGAUGCAAGUCAGCAUCGGUUUGCUUGGGCAAUCUGUCAACGAACGGCAACGGGACAACUCCGGGUAUGGAAAUGUUCGACCCAUUCGUUUGAUAAAACGCAAAAGCAAUGGUCAACACUGGAGCGCGAGCUUUAUGCUAUAGUGGACUUUGUUAAGCAUGGGUAUAACCUCGUGAAGGGGAGCAAAUGGGUGAUGUACACGGAUCAUCAGAAUCUAGGAACGAAAGAGUUAGACAACCUUUGUGCGAACAAGACCACCGGCGGGAAGCUGCUAAGGUGGUUUUAUCUGAUUGCCCGCCCUUUGUCCACCGGAAAAAGGGUAUAUCUAAAGGGCGAGGCAAAUGUGGUAGCGGAUGCCCUUUCCCGUCUGAAGGAUGGGGAUGACGUGAGUGAGGACCUGCAAGAGUUAGAUGACCUAGCUGUCAUGCUUCCUCGUAUCCGAUCACUGGUGCAGUUCAUCUUCUGUAAUCCCGAGCAGUUGGAUGAAAUGAUGGCUGAACGCAAAAGAGUCCUUGCGGUGGAUAACUUCCUACCGCCAAUUCACCCCAGUGAAUUGAUGGAUGAUCCCCACGAUCACUUGCCGUGUGCAUUGGCAUCGGGCUGGGCCAUUGGCGGUGAUGUUGGGGCCAGUGAACUGCAGGUAGGAAAGAAAGUGGAAGCGUUGAACCAACUAAAUAGGGCGGGACCUUUAGGAGGUGUUACUUUGGAUGAAAGUACGUUCGAUAGUUGUGAGUUUCGUCAGGAUGGAGGCGCGUUUCACGUGUUUCGAUCCAGUGAAGGCGAAGAGUUGACCUGUAACCCCUGUAAUGCGGGGCUGCCGUCUGCUUCAGAGGAGGAGGACGCGCCGAAUCUGGUAGCAGAUGUAGGCAUGGAGGGGGAGGAGGUUAAGCGUCGAGUAUAUGCCGUGGUGAUUACGCACCUGGGUCGUGUGUUGGCCGCUGAUGUAGAUGAGUUUGGCAUUGGAGGGCAGUUCAUUCUUCGAUUGCCUGGCGGGCCAGUAAGCGACGGUGAGAGUGUAAUAUCAGCCAUGCAGCGGUAUUUGACGCAGCAAGUACAUAACGGGUCUGCGUUAGCGGCGCAACUCCCUACGUGUCCAAGUUUGAGUGACGCGGGGAUCCAUUGGGUUUUGCUGCGGGUAACUUCAAUUGAUGAUCUCAAGUGGAAAGAGGGGCUACUCACCGCGGAUAAUCGUCCGCGGCUCCUGUCUUGGGAGAGGUUCCUGGAGUACCUUGGGGGGCCGUCGCGAGCCAAUAAACGGCUUCGAAUUUGCAUGAAGCAUAUGAGGUCACAGCUUCGGCCUGCUGCUGUGGCAGAACGAUAUCGAGGGAUUUUCCUCCCGCGACGGUUGUAUCGUCGCCAUGAGCCGCGGCAGGAUAAUAUUGUGGUGCAUGGUACUAUUGACGGACGCCCGGUGGAUAGAGAAUUCUUUCGAAUCUCGGGCAAUGCCACCUUUACCCAUGCAUAUGAUACGUCCUGGAAAAGGUUGAAGGAGCUUUUCGCAGAAGCAGAAACGCUAGCUGCGAGACGAGCGGGAGAGGUCCAGGGGAAUGAGACGAGUAAGGGGCACCGUGAGUUCUUUCAUGUGUUUAAGAAGCCAGAGAGGUCUGCCAUUACUCAGAAUAUCUCACAAGAUUUGUUUACGGUUUCCGCUUCGUGGGGCCCUCAGUCUUGUUUUUUGGAUGAUCCUCCCUGUGAGAAUUAUACCGAAGUUCGGCGAUGCUAUGUUGGGAGAGUGCCAGCAAUACUUUGCAAAUGUCAAUGCGGGCAGGGGACGCACUCCGGCGAAGCUCCUGACUUGACAGAGUUUGUCCCGGCGACAGAUCUCGCGACCCUCACGGCCGAGAUGCGGACGAAGUUUCUGGCCAACCCAGAUGGCGUUAAGGGAUUUCGUGUGUUGUUCCCUACGCUGCCAGUGGUGGAGCAGAAUUAUACCAUUGCCCGACGAGACAAUGUAAGUGAAGAUGGGAGUGUGGAUGUGCGAGCAGGUGAAGGACAGGUCGCGCGGGUAGCGCUAUGGAUGGCGGGAAAAGCCACGUCCUUACAGGCGGGGCCUCCUUCGGCUUUUCCUGCGUUACUAAGUGAGGAUGGUCAUUCCUUCACUGUGAAGGCAGGGUGGUCGUUAAGAGUUUGGAAGUUUGUGUUUUGUGGUGAGGAUUCGGCAAUUCCCGCACUGGUAUCUCUGCAGGGUGCUGGUAUUCGCAGUAGCCUGUACAGGGAUCAGGUGGAAUGCCGCGAGUGCGGACCUAUUUACUAUGCGUGUCUUGCGCGUAAUAAGGGACGGGACUUAGUACAGAUAGAGCUCGAUGUAGCUCGAAAAUGCAAGGAGCUUGCUAUCGGUCGAGCCGCAACAUCGCGGAUGCCGGAGCAUUGGAUCGACGGCGACACGAGACUCUUAAUGACUCGUUUUCGAGACCAUCCUGUUGUUUGUAUACCUUUAGGGGGGAAGCAACCAGCUGCGGUGGGAGGGAAAGCGGUUCCCUGGAGAAAAUAUUAUUUAAUCCUCGCGCAUAACUCUUUGUUGGGAACCGGUCAUGGCGGGCCGACCCUGACUUAUAAUCAUUUACUUGAUCGGAGCGUGUUUUGGCCGACGAUGUGGAGAGAUGUCCAAAAUCAUUGCAAGUCGUGCAUUUCGUGCACCAUUGCUGAGGCAACAAACACACGCAAUAAGGCCCCGCUAGGCCACGAGACGCAUUUGGGAUUCUUUCGAAUCUUGAACGUUGAUCAUGUGGGCCCGUUCAAAGUGGACCGGGGCUAUAGGUAUUUGCUCUCGGUAAGGGAUCACGCCACGCUGUUCAGCUGGUUUAUCCCGGUGAAGUCGAAGCUCACGCGAGAGGCUGCGGAAGCGCUGGUGGCGAAUGUAUUUUGUUUAACUGGUUACCCAGUGACUGUUCGAUCAGAUCGAGGAUUCGGCGAACAGGGCGACAAGAGUUUAGGCAAAUGGCUCCAGGUGUACGGGGUGCACCAUGCUCCAGUGAUGCCUUAUUCCCCGCAGGCGAAUUGGUUGGUUGAAGUGUUGCGCAAGCCAUUAAGGAAGUUGCUGAUGAAAUUUGCGGAGAAUUCAAAAUGGAUUGAGCUUGUUCCUUACUUGAAUUGGAUUGCGCGCACAACGCCUUACGAGGUGUUGAAUGGAAGAUCUGCGUAUGAGGUGGUCUUUGGCUGUAAACCACGACACGCGUUCUCGGAAACCCUCCGGACUGCGUUCGGCGGGAACGCUGGGACCGACCUUUACUUGCAAGAGGCGAACAAAUUUCGUCAGAAUAUAACAGAAGAAGCUGAACGUUUUAGAAACGAGAGGAGUAACAUUCGAUCGAUAGCGCAGACGACACUGCAGGGGCAGCAUCUGUGGACUCCUUUGGUUGUAGGAGACUUAGCGGUAGUGAAGAACAAUAAAGCAAGGAAGGAGUCGCUCGAUCCAAAGAACUAUCCAGCUUUGUUCAAAGUAAAAAAGGUCAGUGCGCGCUAUAUUAUUCUUACCGAUCUGCAUAAUCAGGACGCGACCGGUGCGGCGGCAGGAAAACUCCCUACGCAUCUGGUUACGCGAGCAGUUCCGUCUUCUCACGUUUCCCAGUUCUUGGGACAGCUUGACUAUAUUCCGUCGACGGCGGACAUGUUGGGCAAAACGAGGGAAGACUUCAUGACGGAGGACAAUGAUCAGAAGGAUGAGAUCUAGGGACGAUGGAAGUUCCGUUCUGAGGCCUUGGAAUCUUCGGACCAAGACCGUGCUUCUUCUGUUCUUGUCUGGGUGGGCUUACGCACAUCAAGAUAAACACUUGCUAGCAUUAUUUAACGAAGGACUUUGCUGCUAUGUCCAAACUCUGCGGGCUGGUUAUAUGUGGGUGAAGUGAGUCCGAUCGAUUCGGGAAGAGGCCGACUGUCUCUUGGCCUGUUCUAGCUCAGCAACAACAAAGUCUAUCAACCUAGUCAGGCUGGGGCACGGUGGUUUGCGAAUCAGGGAACGCUGGAUGGCUGGUGGCGUAAAGGAUUGAUCCCCCUUUACCCCGGCAUGCAGUGACUCGAGUUUAUAUGUUGUGAGCCGGAUUCACAUGAGACGUCGUCCUGGGGGCGUCUAUGGGAAUACUCGUAGUUACCGGACUCACUUUAGAGCAUAAGAUAGUCUCACUUUGUGCCAUUUCGAAGGGAAAUGGCUGCCAUGGAUCUAGACCCGCAAUGGGUUGUUGAUAGACCGCGCGACACCGUUGAAAAUGGGGCCAUAGAUGGAAACGGCUUGGAAGUAAGCGAGUUUCGCUCGCCGCUAUGGUUAUGUCUAGAUAGGCUUCGCCUAGCGACACCAUUAGGAUUGACUUAUGUCUGCGCAUUGGUCAUGGAAGUCUUUGAGAGCGUUGCGGAGGAUAUCCGAUCCUACGCCAGACGUGGCCUGCAGUUGGAUGUAGCAGCCGCGCCUUGCGGGUGCGAAUCUGUUGGAAUGUCAGAAGACAGGACCUUGCUGUCGCAGCGAGUAUAGCAAGGACGCUUGCUCUGGUGCGUGAUGGAAGGCAGUAACUGGGGUGGCAGUACAGGGAGCCUUACGGACUUGUCUGUCUGUUGACUGGCCAGGCUUCGAGUGCUCUUCGAGCACUAGCCUCAUGUGGGUUAGGUGUCUAGCGUUAGCACAAUGACACAGUAUCAUCCUUCCUUCGGUUGGAUCUUGGUAUAGUUUGCAUGAUGUGAUGCUUUUCAGGUGUUGCAUUAUGUGACCGGACAGCACAUUCACGAGGUGGGUGCUGACGCGGUGCUGCGAAGGAGGGGCAGCACCGACCUGGCCCGAGGUGUCCAACGGGUACGUCCAUCCGCUGCGCGGGUGGACGGAUGGAGGAUCUGCGAUCUCUCCUUGACUAUCUUGACUUCAAUGCACUACAUAACGAGAUCAUGGCAUUCGCCUGGUGUAAGUAGACUGUGCAGGAACUGGUGACAAGUCAGAUGCUUCUGGUGAUGGAGCUGCAAGGCAACUCACGUUGUUGCAGUGACUCUCACGCGGGAGGAGCGUUCUAGGAUAGCAGCGAUGUUCAAUGUGAAAGAUAGUGAGACUAUCUUAUCUUGUUCUGAGUAUGGUAAAGGCGUGACUUCUACUAGAAGAUCAAUCUGAGACACUCUACUUCGCUGGUGCACAACCGGUGCCCACUAACUACAGCAGCAACACGACAAUCAAGGUCUCCAACAAGAAGAAGAUUCUCGCCAGCAAGCACCAGCCUCAUCAUCAUGGCCAUCACCUCGAACAUCAUGAUGACCUCGACUUUCUGGUACGUCUCAAUGACAAAACUUUGCCGAAGGAUUGCUCUUUCUCAGAAGGUCGACACAGGUUGGUCCAAAUUGACCUAGACCCAGGACAUUAUGACGAUGGUGCCCAAGAGGAUAAGCGGACACCGCGUUCGCCUGAGGACGUUUUGGAGUUGUUGGAGACACCAGACCAACAUCAGAACAAGAUAAACGCUACUCAUGUGCUGUCUACAACAACUCACAUCAAGUUUACCGAAGAAGAUCGACGACAAAUUCUUGCUCUCCGCCAAGAAUAUCGUGUCGCCAGACGUGCAGCAAGGGAAGCCAUCGAGACACUAGCUCGGAUUCCAGGAGAACUAGCACGAUUUGGAUUGUUUCCACCAAGGUUUGAAGAGGACCAUCAAACUACAAAGGCCUCCGAUAACUUCUGCAAAGCAGAAACAGGCACACAGGCAACAAGUCCUACAGAAACGCGUUCGGUGUUGGUUCGCCCUGUCGAUUGCUGGAUGGAAGAUUUCAGGGCCAAGCUACACCAUAGUCUAAAAGGGUUUAAGAAUACCACUUAUUCGGGAAUGAAUAACAUGGUAGAGGAAGCGGAAAACAAGAACAAAUUGAUGAACAAAUCUUCUUCUACCACGCAGGACAAGAUGAAGGACUACAAGGUAGUACUAGAAGAAGAAGAGAAGCAUGAUGAGGGUGAGCAACUAGUACAAACGAGAUCACCUCAACCUCUACUAGGCAAAGAACAUCAAGUAGAGGGAGUAGAAAGCGUUGUACAAGAAGGUGGCAGUUCGAACGUCUCACAAGUACCAUCGGAAUUCAGUUCCGGACGACGACCCUGAUAACCAUGGGCAGACUUCUCUCUGUGUAACGAAGUAGGUAGACAAAUUUUCCUAGUAGAUCGAUGAUAAUGAUAAUGUUAUUCAUGUUGAGUCAUUCAUCUUGCAGAUUUUCUUAUACUAUACAUAGAUACACAACAACAUUCAUACUGAUUUUGAUUUUCCUGUAUAGAAAUCGGCUGGUGGUGAAUACAGCUAACAACAGUGACAAAAACGUACAGAAUGAUUGGUGGGUGUGGGAAUAUGAAACUGACAUGUUGAUGUUGUUGAAAAAACAAGACAUGAAGAAAUACUUGAUGCUGGUCAUACUGCUACAUGUACAAAUGUAAACUGUUAUUGUAUAGACAAGAAGCAUUAGCAUAUCGGCAUAAAGUCUUCCACCAUAGAAAGAUUGAAAGAGAAUCACAACAUGCAUUGGGGUCGAAGCUCAUGCGACGAAUUACACAUUAGCGGCUGCAGGUCAUUUGUACAAAAAGUAAUUCGUCCUGGUCUAUCUAAAACUACAGGAGGGUAUCUAGAGAUCAUCAUUUCGAUGUCCGUAUACUAGUUGCGUCUUCAAUAUCUUCCCUUUAAUAAAAAAGUGUAUCAUGUGGAACACAUCUGAUAGUUUUGGUAUCGUCAAAGUCAAUAACCACUAAGUUUACAGUCUUCGAAUAUUUACAACCAUGCAUAGUUUUUAUGUUAAGUCUUUUUCGCUCUGAUUUCAUUUGUUUCGAUUCUGGCUUCGAAUCUCAAAAAUGCAAUCACAACUGAACCAUUGAUCGUCGUCAGGAGGAACACGUCUAC
Molecule: messenger RNA, 21358 nt
Organism: Amoebophrya sp. A25
Lineage: Eukaryota; Dinophyceae; Syndiniales; Amoebophryaceae
Source: the annotation of a GenBank genome assembly